AUGGAAAUUAUAGACCAGCAUGUCAAAGCUGUUGUGAGUUGCCAAGCAAGAAACCGAACUGAAGAGAGGGUAGAAGUGUUGUUAACUGGAGUUGUUCCUGGUCAGACAGCUAUGACCGUAUCAAGUCCUGAUGUGAAAUUCACAGAAAAGGUCGGCCAUAUACAAGAAGAAGUUCAAGUCAGCAACGGUCUCAGCACUACAGAUGAAUUUUUGUAUGAAAUUAGGUAUGAUUCUGAAGAAUCAAGAUCCCAGCUGGAACCAUCUGUGGGAAUUGAACUUGUUAGGAAAGAGCGUGAUACACCAUCUGGGAUUGUCACUUUAAUUUUCAACAUCAUUUUUGCACCCAACAAGUCAAUGAGGCAUUCUGCCACAUUAGUUGUAAAGUGUGUCACAGGAGGGAUAUGGAAGUUCCCCAUACAGUUUGUUGCCACUGAAUCGAAUGUGGAUGAUAUUAUUGAGAUUGAAGCAGCUGGUCUAAACAAAGAGUCUGUUGUUGGCUUCCGACUGUCCAGUCAGACAAGGUAUCCAGAGCCAUUCAGCGCAUAUUUUUUACCAGGCAGUGACUUGGAGUUUUCUGUAUUUCCACAAACUGGAGAAUUAAUGCCAAUUGGAACUUCUGGGACUCUAAUUACUGUUGGAUUUAUGCCUUCAAUGUACAGUAGAAAACACAAAGCUACUUUAGUAGUUCAGACCUCAGCCAUGGAAUGGACCUAUGAAAUCAAUGGUGUUGCCCCAAAGACCACUCCACCAACAAAUGUUUCCUCCAGAAUAUGUUCCAUGGGUAUCAAGCAACCAACAGCAACUCAAAAACGUAAUUUCUUACGUGAAAAUCUCAAACUAACAACAACAGCUGUGUCUUCACCUAUCAAAGGGGUGUCUUUGACAUUAAGAACAAAGUAA
Nanorana parkeri is the source of this 900-nucleotide messenger RNA. RefSeq names its product cilia- and flagella-associated protein 47-like. The coding region runs from base 1 to 900 and encodes 299 amino acids. The transcript is spliced from 6 exons. The record is from RefSeq and is a predicted model, not a curated record. NCBI's taxonomy places the organism in Eukaryota, Metazoa, Chordata, Amphibia, Anura, Dicroglossidae.